UCUGCAGUAUUUGGGUGCAGUGCUUAUCUCGAGUCUAGAUACCUAUCUCCUUCAAACAGGAAAAGCAAUCGUGGAUUCCCAUCUUUCCUGCCUACAACAAAUGUUGUGCACCCCUGCUCGUAUCACCGGUCAUGUCUUUCAAACUGGUUGGCGAUCAAUUUUCUCAGAUCAAACAGACUCAGAAACGGCGGAGAUGCGACCUGCUGCUCGAGAGUGUACCGGAUGACGAAGCACUGCUUAUGAAGAAUGGCAGGUUUGCAUGCCUGGUGUGCUCGUGGAGGCCAACGUUUGACACCCUGGAGAUGUUGGCAGUUCAUCGCCAGAGCCAGAAGCAUGCUGAUGCCAUGGUGAAACGCAUCGAACAGCAGGCGUCGCUCCAGCUGGAGAUCAUGAAACGCGAGCAGAACCUGGCAGCUGCUGGUGGACAUUCCAAGGGCCUGCCGUCCUCUCAGCGCAGCGGUCCUAACGUAAGGCAGUCACCGUCUUCGUCGUCGCAUCCGCCGCCCCUGGUGACAGAUACUCGCGAGCGUGUCACCCGGGCUUUGUCGCAGUGGUCGGUGCCAUACGACCCGCGUGUAUCUGGCGGCCGUCACUCUGGAGCUGCCUCGGCGCCUGCCUCAUCUCGAGUGCAAGGUGUGUCUCAGGGUGUUUAUUCCAAUAGAGGGUCUUCGCUGUGUCAGGCGCCUCACUCUUCUUCACUGCAAGCAGAAUCUGCAACUGUAGCUGCAGUCAAAGACUCAGCGGACACCCAGUACGUCUUUCCAGCGCGUGCUGGGGUGGCCAAGAAGAAAAAGAAGAAGACAGCGGGUAGCUCGGCAGCUAGCACGUCAGCAUCCACCCAGCAGUCAGCCAAGGGAUCAACCACAUCCAGCGAAGCUGAGAAAAAGGCUACCCGGGUUCAGCGCCUUCUUGAGUCUGGCUGGGUCCUUUGUAACGACGGCUCAUGGGUGAGAGACCCUUCCGCCGAAUUUGACUCGGACGAAGAACCACCGUCACCGCUCUAAGCCCACUGAGUCGUCCGAGGGAAAUUUAUUUUGUUCUGGGAAUGCUUAAUCGGCCCGAAUUCGUCUCCGAUGAAGAAUCACUGUCGCGGCUUUAAUCCCUCUGAGCUCGUCGGAGGGAUACGUAGUGAGUUUUGCUGGAUUGGCGACUGGUAGUAUUUUCCUUCAGGAAACUGCUGAACUACAAUGACAAACCGGUAUUUUGUCUCACGAGUAGCUUGCCGACCGUCCUGUAGCGUAGAGAAAGUCAGCAGAGAGCCAAUCCGGACUUGAACAGUGCCUGUAGUCCAGCGCCACGCCAUCCAGUGUGCACGUAACAACAGCUCCUCGUCCUGCGCAGGCAAGCCACCCUGAAGGAGCAGACAGCCUGCAAACGCCCGCGGGGAUUCAAACAACACAGUCCCGCUGCGCUAACUCUUCGUCGCUGAGUGCACGGUCUACUGGUGUUAAAGGUGUUCUUUGGUUUCGCUUGAAUCCCUGAUUAUGACUCGAAACCCUUGUUGACACGGUGUGAGAUCACCAGCUGGCUUCUUUCUUAGAACACACAAACAUGCAUCGUCCUGCACCGGUAUUUGUCAGCACAGUGGGGCGCUGAUGUCCUGAUCCACUGCAUUGUAGCGCCGGUUAUUCUCGGCUUGUGUCGCAUGGUUUUUCUAAACGAACACAUGUCAUGCUCUUUCUAGGUAUGUACAUGAUUAUAUUUACCUUUCAACUCCCUAAAUCCUUUCUUCUUGAAUGAAGUCUAGAUUUCAUUCGCUUGAAAGUAAGAGGAUUGUGAAUCCAGAAACUGUAAUCUGGUAAUGGAAUAUGCCGUGCCCGGUUGCUUCUUUUCAUCUCAGCUCUUCACAUUCAAUGAUCCCUAUGCCCGUUUGACUUACAUGUACUUCAAUACGCCCUUUCAGAGAUGCACACAUAAAUCCCCGUGUAAGGUUGUAUCCCUGGUGAUGUCUGUACCAGGACUAAGCAGGAGACAAUAUCCUAAUGAUAUGCUAUUAUAGCAAAAUCCGCUAGAGAAGCAACGUACCCAGAAAUGUGAACAGAUCUUCGACAUCUGAAUGACCUUCUUGAAGUACCCAGAGUCAGAAUGAUGUUACGUACGCAGUCGGU
This is a messenger RNA of Sycon ciliatum, 2108 nucleotides long. Its product is annotated as sodium channel modifier 1-like. Lineage: Eukaryota; Metazoa; Porifera; Calcarea; Leucosolenida; Sycettidae. The record is from RefSeq and is a predicted model, not a curated record. Gene Ontology annotation, cellular component: nucleus. The transcript has 9 exons. Bases 132 to 1004 code for a protein of 290 amino acids. Gene Ontology annotation, biological process: RNA splicing.